UCCGUAUUGGGCUGUCGGAAGACUCAUGUGACUUAUUUAGGCUACAUAAUUGCUCGUUUGCUACGGCACCAAAUAAAUUACUGGUUUCCCCUCCCACUCCAUCGUUCUCCAUAGCAGUAAUGUCGAGCUCCAAAAGUGGAAGAGGAGUCCAUGUACUGGUCUUCCCCUACCCAGCCCAAGGACACCUUCUCCCUCUUCUUGACUUGACCCACCAACUAGCCCUCCGCGGCCUGACCAUCACCAUCCUCGUCACACCCAAAAACCUCCCAAUUCUCGAUCCACUCCUCUCCACCCACCCCUCCAUCCAAACCCUGGUCUUCCCUUUUCCGUCCGGCCACCCUCUCCUCCCCGCCGGCGUCGAGAAUGUCAAGGACGUCGGCAACUGGGGAAAUGGCCCGAUCAUGAGCUCCCUUUCCAAGCUCCGCCGACCGAUGGUUGAGUGGUUCGGAUCUCAUCCAAAUCCUCCGGCGGCAAUCAUUCAUGAUGUUUUCUUGGGUUGGGUGGAGGACAUGGCCGGAGAAAUCGGCGUGCCCGGAAUUUGCUUUUUCUGCCACAGCGCGUUCUUGGCUUGCGUCUUUGAAUGCGGUUGGAAAAAGGUGGAGACUUUGAGGUCUUCGGAGGUGGUUGACUUUCCAGAGCUCCCAAACUCUCCCAGUUUCCCAAGAGAGCAUCUUCCUUCCAUGAUAAAGAUCUACAAAGAAUCUGACCCUGAUUGGGAGAGCAUUAGGAGGGGCAUGAUUGGGAAUUUCACAAGUUGGGGGGCUAUUGUCACUACCUUUGAGGCAUUGGAUGGGGUGUAUUUGGAAUUCUUGAAGAAUAAGAUGGGCCAUGGGAGAGUUUUUCAUGUUGGGCUUUUGAGUUCGAUUGGUGGUCCUCGUGGCGUGGGCCAGAUCAAUGGCCAAGAGAGUUUGUUUGCAUGGCUUGAUGGGUGCCCUGAGGGGUCAGUGUUGUAUGUGGCCUUUGGGAGUCAGAAGUUGAUGAGGAAGGCGCAAUUAGAGGCCCUGACUGAUGGGCUUGAAAAGAGCGGGGUUCGGUUCGUGCUGGUUGUGAAAGAGCCCACGGUUGAACAAAUGGAUUUGGGUUAUGGAUCAGUCUCAGAAGUGUUCGAGGAUCGGGUCAAGGGAAGAGGCCUAAUAAUUCGGGGUUGGGCCUCUCAAGUGGACAUACUAAACCAUCCAGCCGUGGGUGCGUUUUUGAGUCAUUGCGGUUGGAACUCGGUGUUGGAAGCAAUAGUAGCAGGGGUGCUGAUAUUGGGGUGGCCAAUGGAGGCUGACCAAUAUGUUAAUGCCAAGUUAUUGGUUGAUGACUUGGGGGUUUCGGUCCGCGUGUUAGAGGGAGCUGACACGGUACCUGAUACGGCCUCAUUGGCAAUAAAAAUUAGCGAGUCAAUGAAUUGCGCUAUUUCGGAGAAGGCGAGAGCCCAAGAAUUGAAGGGUGAGGCACUUGAAGCACUUAAGAUUGAUGGAAGCUCUAUAAAAUGUUUGGAAGGGCUUGUCCAGCAACUAGCCCAACUUCAAUCACACUAACUUGUCUUGAACAAUGUUUUUUUAUUGUCUGUAUGCUUUUUUUCUUAUCUUGAAAAUAAAAUUUUGGUAAAUUAUAGCAUGAGUAUUUUGUUUGGAGAAACUCCUUGACUUUUGAGGCAAUGCCUUAGCAUUAUUGACAACUCUCAAGCCAUUUGCACUCAAAGGUUCUUGCUGAUCUCUAAUAUAAAAACCAG
Cuscuta epithymum is the source of this 1720-nucleotide messenger RNA. The record is from the annotation of a GenBank genome assembly. NCBI's taxonomy places the organism in Eukaryota, Viridiplantae, Streptophyta, Magnoliopsida, Solanales, Convolvulaceae.